CUAGGAAAUCGAGCCUGUCGUUCUAUAACGUACGUCCAAGCUGCUUGAGCCAAUGAAGCACACGGGUCGAGAGGAUUGACGCGCUCGCUUUCGUCCCUUUGAUCGGAUAACACAACAUCGCGUACAACACAGCUCAGCUCGUAACUCCCACAAGAUCCAGCUUUUGGAAGUCCGAUCAAGAUCUGGAUUUGGAAAGAACAAGGAGAUCAUAGGCGUCUCAAACACAAUCAGAUAGAAGCAAAGUAAAAGCGAAGCAAACAGACAAGAUGUCGGUCGAAGUCUCUCCUAGGGAUUAUCUCGGGUUCCGCCGCCCGUUCAACAACUCGGUCACCUCCUACCUCAAACUCCGGAACCCGCACCAUAAACCCAUCGUCGUCAAGAUCAAGGUCACCAGCCCGAAGGCUUAUUGCGUGAGGCCGAAUUCGAGCAGGAUCGAGCCAGGGGAGAGCUUGGAGAUUUCUGUCAUCUUGCAACCGAUGAAGGAACAGCCUCCUCCUCACGCCAAGUGCAAAGACAAGUUCCUCGUCUGUAGCGCCGAGAUCCCGGUCGAGAAGGAGAGCAUGGCUUUGACUGAUUACUGGUACGAGCUGGAAAAGACGGACAAGUCCAAAAUCCAGGAACACAAGUUGAGGGUCGCGUAUAUUUCGGAUACCGAGACGAUCCCGGAGAACAGUGUUGGGGAUGUCAGUAAAUGGGCCGACGAGACGCAGAACGCAGGAUUUGCUUCGCCUUCGACUUCGAGGAUGAUCUCAGGGGAUGCCUCCACCCCAACCGCUACCCCGAAGGCGAACGGCGCCGUCCACGCUCCUCUGCCUUACCCCGCCACUCCCAUCCACGUCACCAACGUUCAGACCCAAAACGCUCCUGCUCCCGCUCCUAUCUCUGCCUCUUCGGGACCGACGGCUGGGGGUGUUCCUCAAUCCACCUACGAUCCCGCUAACGUGGCGAAAUCAUUGGCCGGACCGGGAACCCUGUCGACUCCUUCGAAAUCCAGCAACUCGGUACCUCGAGCCGAGAUCAACUCGUUGCCCACUAACGGUAACAACCAGGGCGCCGGAUCAUCGCUCGUCCAGACGGCAGAGGAGCAGCUCGCCCUCGCUCGAGCUCAGAUCACUUCGCUGCAGAACCAGCUCGCCAGCUCUGACCUGGGUCAGAAGGUCAAGGGCGCUGUCGGAGACGCCCAGGCCAAGGCGGCUCAGGUCGUUCCGGCUCAGGUGUCCGAGAACAUCGAGGGGUACCAGUUGACAGUCGUACUCGCCGUCGCCUUUGCCGCAUUCUCCAUCGGGUACUUGUGGCAACACUUUGGUUGACCUUGAGCAGUCAAGAUCGCCUUCUCCAUUUUCCUUUCUUCGUCACUUCCACCCCCUAUCGCCUCUACGGUUUUCUUGUUAUAUAUAUAUUCCUUCCUAUUUGCCAUAGUAGCCCGGCCGCGCCCUUGUCUUUGGCGGAUUUUCUCCUUCGAUGUGUUUCCGUUUGUAAGCGUCGAGCGGAGCAUAUACAUAAAGCGGUGGCGCAAUGAUUUCGAGAUGUGGUGCUCGGGAGGAACUGCUCAGAUCCCUGAUGUAUUUCGAGACCCUACUAUACUCUUCACUUUCGCG
Molecule: messenger RNA, 1598 nt
Organism: Filobasidium floriforme
Lineage: Eukaryota; Fungi; Basidiomycota; Tremellomycetes; Filobasidiales; Filobasidiaceae
Product: PapD-like protein
Exons: 5
Coding region: 267-1310 (347 amino acids)
Biological process (GO): endoplasmic reticulum membrane organization
Cellular component (GO): plasma membrane; endoplasmic reticulum membrane
Molecular function (GO): FFAT motif binding
Source: RefSeq, a predicted model, not a curated record